GUAGCAGAGUACACUUUGGAAAAGUCAACUCCCGCCAUGAUGUGCGUCCCCUCACCCUGUCCUGAUUCAGUGAGGUCCCGUUCAGCAACAGCGACUGGCACCGCCGCCCGGCAGUCGGACAACAACAAGGAUCUCAGGAGUUUAUUCAAUUAUUGAGAUGCAUUAAGAUCCGACGCUCGUUGAUUGGCCGGGUUGCAUCAAAUGAGCAUGUCUUGGGAAAGACCGAGGAUGGCUUGUUAAUGAUUCUGCAGUAUUGAUCUCGAAACGCGAAGGUCUGGCUAAGCAAGACGCGCCCUGGGUACGUCGGACCGCGUAAAGUGGAUUUAGCCAAGCUAGUCCUCUUACGAAUAUACGGUCACGUGCAGUCACAUGAUGCUACCGGCAAGCAAGGAACGACGACGACUACGGAAUAGCUGCAAACCUCACGGUCCAGUCGCUUGUCAUCGAAACCCACCUUGAUAACACACUUUUCUCCUCUCAAUAUGACUGUUGCCGAGACAGUGAAGAGCGCCGUUGGGCUUUCGGGCAGCACUCCUGCCACGAGCCAGGAAAUGUCGGAUGCUCGCCUUCCUCUUCAGUACCGCGACUCUUGCGCUCACUUGCUAAUCCCUUUGAACCGCUGCCGGCAGCAGGAGUACUACCUCCCUUGGAAGUGCGAGGAUGAGCGACACAGCUACGAGAAGUGCCAGUACGAGGAGUUCAAGAAGCGCGUCGCCAAGAUGGAAGAGCUCCGCGCCGCAAAGGAUGGUGCCCGCAGCAAUUGAUACCGGAAUCUUCGACAUCCUAUUAUUCGCGACGAACGAAGCAGCAUGUUAUGUACAUAGAGAUUGUGAGAUUGUUUGUCCAUGUACCGACUUUGGCGUUGGGAUUCUAUCGAGUCGAUCCUGUCGAUACCAUAUUUUGAGAGCCAGGGUCAAUCAACCCAUGAGAGGCCUCAGUAGCUGGUCACCUCCCUCCAGUGUCUUUUGGGAGAACCGCGCAGCUUGACGUGCUCCUACUCUAGGGCAAUAUAGCAUGAGUAAGACAGGCAUUUCUGCUCUAGCCGGAGGCCGGUUUGAGCAUGUCAGCCUGCUAAAAAGCGAGUCGAGAUUGAGACAGCAUCAAUUGAUUCUGGCACGAGAGCUUCAAUCCCUUUUUCUGGAGCACCUUAUCCUAAUUGCAAAUCAAG
Molecule: messenger RNA, 1168 nt
Organism: Aspergillus japonicus CBS 114.51
Lineage: Eukaryota; Fungi; Ascomycota; Eurotiomycetes; Eurotiales; Aspergillaceae
Product: NADH dehydrogenase [ubiquinone] 1 beta subcomplex subunit 7
Exons: 3
Coding region: 483-764 (93 amino acids)
Cellular component (GO): mitochondrion
Source: RefSeq, a predicted model, not a curated record